AUGGAUGAAUACCCCAUCCUUCUGAAAUGGAGAAUGGCUAUAAAUGCUGUGUUUUGUGCCGCAUCCUUUCUACUGGGCCUCAUAUUCACCACUGAGGGCGGAAUGUACGUUUUCACACUGGUUGACUGGUACUUCGCCGCGAUAUUCUUCUUUUUUUGUGGUUUUCUGGAGUGCGUAGUUCUUGGAUGGUUUUAUGGAGUCAACCGUGUCAGUGCAGACAUUGAACUGAUGACAGGAAAACCAGCUCCAAUGUUCUUCAGAAUCGCAUGGCGCUACAUUACGCCCACAAUUCUUCUGACAAUAUCCAUCGUCACCCUGGCCCAGUACCAGUCUCCAACAUACAACGGUUAUGUUUAUCCUGACUACGCUGCCACUAUUGGCUGGUGCCUAGCAACCAUUCCAUGCAUCCCAUUGGUAGUAAUGAUGUUUUCAGCCAUUAUCAGAGAGGAGGGUAGUUUUUUGCAGAGACUGAGGAAAUCCUUGCAACCUGACAGCUCCUGGGGUCCAUGCAGCCAAAACGUCAUUCCUGAAAUGAUAUAGCUAUUGUAAUGAUGACCCAACUUUAAUUUGAUAUAAUGCAACUAUUAUAAAGGCAACUAUUGAACUGCAUGGCAAGUAUUUAUAAAACGAC
This is a messenger RNA of Haliotis rufescens (red abalone), 631 nucleotides long. RefSeq names its product sodium- and chloride-dependent glycine transporter 1-like. Gene Ontology annotation, cellular component: membrane. Bases 1 to 540 code for a protein of 179 amino acids. The record is from RefSeq and is a predicted model, not a curated record. The transcript is spliced from 5 exons. NCBI's taxonomy places the organism in Eukaryota, Metazoa, Mollusca, Gastropoda, Lepetellida, Haliotidae. Gene Ontology annotation, biological process: sodium ion transmembrane transport.